UCUUGAACUAGCAGAGCUCAAGAAACGAACUCGGAACCGUUCUAGCAUAUGAACAAAGCCAUGGGCUUUCUUAGGCACUCAUUUCAUCAGUUGCUUUUGUUUUCGUUAAUAUCUUUUUCCUGUGUCUCUGGAACACAGUUCAGCAUCCCAAGGCUAGGAGCACUUCGAAGAACAACCCGGACUGAACCCAAAAUCACAUCCACUUCAGUUUCAAAAGAUUUCAAGACCUUCUUUUACAGCCAGACACUUGAUCACUUCAACUACAGACCGGAAAGUUAUACCACCUUUCCACAAAGAUAUGUAGUCAAUUCUAAGUACUGGAGUGGUGCAAAUAGUAGUGCACCAAUCUUGGUGUUUUUUGGUGCAGAAGAAGCAUUGGAUAAUGACUUAUCCGGUAUCGGUUUUCUCACUGAUAAUGCCCCUCGUUUCAAGGCCUUACUAGUAUAUAUAGAGCACCGGUUCUAUGGAAAAUCCAUACCGUUCGGAUCAAGGGAAGCAGCUCUGAGAAAUGCCAGUAUUCGGGGUUAUUUCACCUCAGCGCAAGCUAUAGCCGAUUAUGCUGCCAUUCUUCUUCACAUAAAGAAAGCAUUCUCUUCGAAGAACUCUCCGGUCAUUGUCAUUGGAGGAUCAUAUGGGGGAAUGCUUGCGGCAUGGUUUCGGCUAAAAUAUCCGCAUGUUGCUCUUGGAGCUCUUGCCUCCUCAGCUCCAAUUCUUUACUUUGAUGACCUUGCACCACAAGUUGGUUACUACGCAAUUGUGACCAAGGAUUUUAAAGAAACUAGUGAAGGUUGCUAUGAAACCAUUCGAGAAUCAUGGGAUGAAAUUGAUAAAGUUGCUUCCAAGUCUAAUGGUCUCUCAAUCCUCAGCAUGAAAUUCAAAACUUGCAAAAAAUUGAAGAGAACUUUUGAUCUCAAGGACUACUUAGAUUCAAUAUAUUCUGAAGCCGCUCAAUAUGAUCAUCCUCCCACUUAUCCCCUUAGUAUCGUCUGUGGUGGCAUUGAUGGAGCUCCUAAAGGAACUGAUAUACUCGGCCGAAUAUUUGCCGGUGUUGUUGCUUACAUGGGAAAUAAAUCAUGCUAUGACAUGAACGAAUACAAUCAUCCAACUGAUGAAACAUACAUGGGGUGGAGAUGGCAGACAUGUAGUGAGAUGGUGAUGCCCAUAGGCCAUGGCAACAAUGAUUCUAUGUUCCCACCAGCGCCAUUCAAUCUAAACAAGUUCAUAAGGAAGUGCAAGAGCUUAUUUGGUGUCCAGCCGCAGCCGCAUUGGGUGACAACUUACUAUGGAGGCCAUGACUUAAAGUUGAUUCUCCAUAGGUUUGCUAGUAACAUCAUUUUCUCUAAUGGCCUGAGAGAUCCCUACAGCAGCGGCGGGGUGUUGGAGAACAUAUCAGGUAGUGUUGUUGCAGUCUAUACAAUCAAUGGAUCUCAUUGCUUGGAUAUACUGCCAGAGAAGAAAAGUGAUCCACAGUGGUUGGUCAAGCAACGAAAAACUGAAGUUCAGAUAAUUGAGGGCUGGCUAGCAAAGUACUACACUGAUCUGCUUGAGUUCAGAGAUCGAACCUGAGUCUGAUCAUGAUAUGAGCUACUCGAUAAGAAUCAAAGAGAAUAAAUUAAGUGGCCACAUCAAAAUUACUGUACUGUAAGGAUAAUGAAUUGUGCUAUAUCUAUGAAUCCAAAUAGCUAGCUUAUCAGACUACUGGCAUUCUACUGUAGUCCAUGAAUGAAAUAAUAUUAAUUAUGUAUA
Molecule: messenger RNA, 1746 nt
Organism: Theobroma umbraticum
Lineage: Eukaryota; Viridiplantae; Streptophyta; Magnoliopsida; Malvales; Malvaceae
Biological process (GO): proteolysis
Molecular function (GO): serine-type exopeptidase activity; dipeptidyl-peptidase activity
Source: RefSeq, a predicted model, not a curated record